Paramormyrops kingsleyae is the source of this 3234-nucleotide messenger RNA. RefSeq names its product methyl-CpG binding domain protein 2 (gene mbd2). Gene Ontology annotation, biological process: DNA methylation-dependent constitutive heterochromatin formation; negative regulation of transcription by RNA polymerase II. Gene Ontology annotation, cellular component: nucleus. The record is from RefSeq and is a predicted model, not a curated record. Gene Ontology annotation, molecular function: methyl-CpG binding. NCBI's taxonomy places the organism in Eukaryota, Metazoa, Chordata, Actinopteri, Osteoglossiformes, Mormyridae.
GUUUGAGGAUGAGCGAUUAUUUUAAAUCAACAUAGCACUUGAAAGCAGUUUACACUUUUUUAUUUACUGGUGUUUCGUUAAGACCAAAUAUAAUAAUCCACUUUAUAUUCUUGUUAAUUAAUUCAAUCAGAAUUUUUACUUAAGGCACCCAAAAAGAGGUUAACGCGCAAAGUUUACGCUACCAUAGUAGCGCAGUAUCAGCGUUUGCGUAAUGUUUACUAGGACGACCAUGAACUUUCCCUGAAUUUAAUGAGCUGCGUGAAUGAGAAGCGGCUCGUAAGGUCCUACCUCCUUAUAAAAGUGGCUGGGAUAAAUUCUAAGAGUAAUAAAUGAUUAUGGAGAGGAAGAGGAUGGAUUGCCCGGCUCUCCCCCCGGGUUGGAAGAAAGAAGAAGUGAUCCGGAAGUCGGGGCUCAGUGCGGGCAAGAGCGAUGUCUACUACUACAGCCCCACAGGAAAGAAAUUCAGGAGCAAGCCACAACUAUCACGAUACCUAGGCAACGCGGUGGACCUGGGAUGCUUCGACUUCCGCACAGGCAAAAUGAUGCCAAGCAAGCUUCAGAAAAACAAGCAGCGGCUGCGCAACGAGAAUUUCAAUCUUUUCAAGGGAAAACCUGACUUGAACACUUCCCUUCCAAUCAGACAAACAGCGUCUAUUUUUAAACAGCCGGUCACCAAAGUAGUCAACCAUCCCAGCAACAAAGUGAAGAGCGACCCGCAGAGAUCCUCAGAACAGCCCAGACAGCUUUUUUGGGAGAAGCGAUUAAAAGGUUUGAGGUCAUCAGAUGUAACGGAAGAGGUUCUGAGAACCAUGGAGCUUCCUAAAGGUUUACAAAGUGUUGGACCAGCUACAACAGAUGAAACUUUACUGUCAGCCAUUGCCAGUGCUCUUCACAUGAGUUCAACCCCCAUAACUGGUCAAACAUCAGCUGCAGCGGAGAAGAACCCAGCCGUCUGGCUCAACACGUCACAGCCACUCUGCAAAGCUUUUGUUGUUACAGAUGAAGACAUUCGGGAACAGGAACUGAAGGUCCAUCGGGCACGGAAGAGCUUAGAAGAAGCACUGAUGGUAGAUGGUUUGGCGCGGGCUGCUGAAUCGACCAGGGACACUGAUAUAUAGAGGACAGACAAAAAAAUAAAUAUUGGAUGAGGUAAAGAGGGCCCAGUCUAGGGAACAUACCUACUGUACUCCAAAGACAGAACCUAGUACUGUAGUGCUCACAAUGCUGGAAUGUCAUCAGUGAACAUAUUCUAAAUAUGAUUCUGGUUUAUAUAUGAAUCCCAAUUCCAAAGUAAAGGGGAGUUUGUCAAUAAAGAGACAGCCUAUAAUAUUAAAAGAAAUUUAAUUCUCAGAAUGUUGCAUUCAUCUCCCUGACCUUGUAUACAUAUAAAUGAUCCAUUUUACUUGAUGGCUGUCAUAACCUUUUGAAUGAUGCAGAUGUUGCUGAAAGAUUACAUGUUGCAGACAUGGAGACAAACAGCAAGUUCAGUACGUUCAUGCUGAAAGUGCACUUUGCAGAGACCUUUGGAUGAUCUGCCUUUGCCAUGAAGUGUGUUGUCAAUUGUAGGAAUUUUAUUUAAUCUAAUAUAUUACAUGGUUCAAUUGCCUCAUAAUGUGCUAUAUAAAAUUUUAAUAGCUUUUAUUAAUCUUGUUCCUUACUAUUGUAUACUCCCUCGUAUACUGCAUACUUUGUAUUAAGGAUACAGACUCUGGGAUUUUUUUAGUGGAGGAACCUUUGCAAGGGAAUUUUUGGGAUUUAUUGGGGAAUUAAUAUUUUCCUGUAUGUACAGUUGUCAAACAUACAAUAUGAGGCUAGACUGACCAUCUGGCAUACUAGGGCAAUUUCUGGAUUGGCUGGCCGUUCGGCCAUGUUUAUUGUGGGGGACCUCAAAGUCCAGGGCCAAUUUUUCAUUCAGCCCUGCUCACACUGAUUAGGCACAACUGACCAAUACAGACUUUAGGAGUUUGCACAGUUACAUUGCCUUUGUGUACUGCUAUUUUGUAACACAAUGAUGAAUUGUAUUGUAAAAUUUAUAUCUAUUGAAAUAGUUUUAAUAACAUAUUUACCUGUCAUUUUUAGUGAUCGUUGUUGACAUACCACAACGAAAUGUGUACUCUGCAUUUAACCCAUAUGUGACAUAGCAGGGGGCAGCUAAUUCAGCGCCCGGGGAGCAGUGCUUGGGGGCGGUACCUUGCUCAGGGUACCUCAGUGGUGCCUUGCUGGUCGGGGAUUCAAACCAGCAAUCUUUCAAUUAUAAGUGCGCUUCCCUAACCAUCAAGCCACCACUGCCCACAUUGUCAACAAAAAAAUGGAAUCUAUGAAAACCCAAAAUUGGCAUUGUUCUAAAGAAUUUUUGUAUAUCAGCAUGUGUAGUAUUAUUAGCCUUGGUGUAUUCUAUUGUUUCAGUUACUAAAUGUGCCCUUAUUUUCGUUCUGUUUACAGAAAUAUAGACUUUGACAUUGGACUCUGUUUCAAAAAUCACUGAAGGGAACAUUGAGGGAUCAUCAGUCUCCUUAAAGCUCAAUGGACCCAUGUAGUUUGACAUCUUAUCAUUGAACAUUGAUUAUCAUUGAAACCACACACACAUACACACACACACAUACAUAUACAUAUGUAUAUAUGCAUAUAUAAAAUCUCAGAACAAUGCUUGUUUUGAAUUAAGAUUUUUCAUAGAGCCAUAUAUUGAGCAGCACUAUUUGAAUUUCAGGUCAACUUGCAAUCUGCUGGAUUUGUAUUGCUAAUUGUUUUUAUUGUUGAUUUCAACAGUUGUAAGGGAAUUGUCUAUUUCAGGGUUUAUAACAAUUUAUAUGUAUGGAAAACUGCUUAUGUAAUUAAAAUUUUACUUAUCAGCAAAUUCCUGAAUCAGUUUGGAGUAAAUAAAUGAUAAUGUAUAGAAUGCAUUAUUAUUAUCAUUAUUAUUAUUAUUAUUUAAAGUGAGGAAAAUGUUAUGUUCUAUACUGCUGAACCAAAGGAAUUGUUUUGUCUUAAUCCAUCGUUUGCCUCUAUUCACAGUCUUUCAAUUUUACAUCAUAUUUUUCAAUUCCUCUGUAUCUAAUUUUACAGUAUAUGAACAAGUCACUCUGCUCUGCCCUGAUUAUGCUAUUAUUGUCAUUAAGCUUCUUUAUCCAAAGAUAAACUCAAAUAAUUUCCAUUUUAACUACUCAUUUCACAAAAUACAUGCUGCAGUUGUAUAUCUCCAAUAAAUAAAUUAUUUUUGGUCAUUUUUGUACAUAA